ACGAUUUAUCAAAAACACUUAUGUUUCUUCUUCCACUUUUUUAAUCAAGAAAUUAAUUAAAAAUAUUUUUGUUCUUUCUUGCUUACUUAUAAAAAUAACGUCAUUUCCUGUGACGCUAUCUAUUACAGUGAAAUAAGCAGAGAUUUGGAAAAUCGACUUAUACCGGUACUAUGUAACAUGUAACAACUGGUAUUGCAGCGUGUCGUUGCAUUUACGAACAGAUAAUAUUUACGUUUGAGCUGUUGUAUAUUUUUCAAAAUUUUGUAAUUUUUUCGUUUAGUGUUCAAGAAAAAAAAAUAAUUUAUACAUAUAUAUAUAUAUAUUUACGCAUAUAUAUAUAAACGAAACAAUGACAGAUCCAUUACCGUAUCUCGUGGAAUAUGCUAAGAGUUCACGUUCUUCGUGUAAAAAUUGUAAAUCUUCCAUUGUGAAAGAUUCUUUACGAAUUGCUACGGUCGUACAAAGUCCAGUAUUCGAUGGGAUGAUUACCAAGUGGUAUCAUCCUGAAUGCUUUUUCGAAAAACAGCGUCCAAAAUCUACUGCUGAUAUAGCUAAUUUUGAUAGCGUUCGUUGGGAAGAUCAAGAAAAUAUUAAAAAAAAUAUAGCUGAAGCUGGGAAACUUCCAGCUCCAACUGGGAAAGGUAAGAAGCGUGGAAAAGGUACGGGUACAUCUCUAGAUUUUUUGAUAGAAUAUGCAAAGUCCAGUAGAGCUAUGUGCAGAGGAUGCGAAGAAAAAAUAGUGAAAGACGAAAUAAGAAUUUCUAAGAAAGAUUUUGAAAGUGACGAAGGAAGAAAAUAUGGUGGAAUAGAUAGAUGGUAUCAUCUAGAAUGUUUUGUGAAGAUUAGAACGGAUCUUGAAUUUUUCGAUCAAGCCGAUUCUCUACCUGGUAUAAAAACUUUAUCGAAAGAAGAUCAAGCUACCGUAAAAAAAGAGUUACCUAAAAUUAAUAAUGUAGAUGUACCACCUAUAAAGAAACUUAAAAAUGAACCAGAAGAUACAGAAGAAGAAGAAAAGCUUAAAGAACAAAAUAAGAAAAUAUUUACAAUGAGAGAUACUUUAUCUCUGCUUAAUAAGAAAGAACUCAUAAUGAUUUUAGAAUUGAAUGAACAAGAAAUACCAGAAGGUGUUUCUGCGAUAUUGGAUCAUGUAUCUGAUUUAUUAACGUUUGGAGCAUUAAAACCAUGUCCGAAAUGUAGCGGGCAACUAGUAUACGUUUCAGGUCUUGGUUACAAAUGUAAUGGAAAUGUGACAGAAUGGACAAAAUGUGAAUAUGUUACUCAAGAUCCUAAAAGAAAAAAAUGUUCUGUUCCAGAGGAAUUAAAAAAUACUUAUAAAGCUCUGGCUUUUAAACCUAAAGUUGUUAGGAGAUUAAUCAAAGUUACUGCACCAUCAACAUCUACUAUUGUUAAAAAAGAAGAUGUUGUCGAUACUGCAUCAAAAAUACAAGCAAAAAUAAGGCCAUUGAAAAAUAUGCAAUUUGUAAUAUUAGGUCAAACAAACAAAAACAAAGAAAUAUUGAAAAAAGAAAUAGUUCUUUUAGGAGGAUCCGUAAUAACAAAAAUACAUGAAAAUUUGGCUGCUGUUAUUUCUAAUUUGAAAGAAAUAGAAAAAAUGAAUAAAAGAAUGGAAGAUGUAAAAUCUUUAGAUAUACAAGUAGUUUCAGAAGAUUUUGUCGAAGAAGCAAAAGAUUAUACAGAACUUGCAUUUGCGCUGAUUAAAAAGAAAACUAUAUCUGAUUGGGGAGGUGAUAUUAAGACUCGUCUUGCUGAUGUUAUAGCAAAAUCAGGAUCAUCUAAGAGUAAAAGUAAAUAUGAAAAAUCUGUUUCUGGCAAAGUCAAAUUACAAGUUAAAGGAGGUGGUACCGUUGAUCCGGAUAGUGAAUUAGAAGACGUUGCACAUGUUUAUCAAAAAGGAACGGAUAAAUUUACUGCCACGUUAGGACUUACAGAUAUCCAAGCAAAGAAAAAUAGUUAUUACAAAUUACAAAUUUUGAAACACGAUAAACUCAAUAAAUAUUGGUUGUUCAGAAGUUGGGGUAGAAUAGGUACUACAAUCGGUGGUACAAAAUUGGAAAAUUUGAGUCUAGAAGAUUGUAUAGCUAAAUUUGAAGAACUAUAUGAAGAAAAAUCUGGCAAUAUCUGGAGAAAUAGAAAAUAUUUUGUCAAAGUACCGAAUAAAAUGUAUCCCGUUGACAUAGAUCAUGGAGAUGAGGAAGAUACAUCCCGAUUAUUAGAAUCUGAUAUAAAGAGUAAUCUGGAAAAGCCUGUACAAGAUCUAAUGAGGCUUAUAUUUAAUGUAGAAAACAUGAAAAAGGUUAUGUUAGAAUUUGAAAUAGAUAUGGAUAAAAUGCCGCUUGGUAAAUUAUCUAAAAAGCAAAUUCAACAAGCGUAUUCAGUAUUAACAGAAUUGCAAGAAUUAGUUAAAAAAGAAAUUCCUGAACGUACCACACUUAUAGAUGCAUCAAAUAGAUUUUAUACUUUGAUACCACAUAAUUUUGGAAUUUCUGGACCGAAGAUAUUAGAAACGAUUGAAGAAAUUAAAGUGAAGUGUGAAAUGUUAGAAGCAUUGCUUGAAAUGGAAAUCGCUUAUAGUUUGCUUCAUGGUAAGACAGAUGAAAAGAAAAAUCCACUUGAUGCUCAUUAUGAGCAAUUGAAAACAAAGAUAGAAGUAUUGGAUAAAUCGAGUAAAGAUUUUGAAGUAAUAAAACAAUACGUAAAGAAUACACAUGCAUCGACUCAUAAUUAUUAUGAGUUGGAAAUUGAAGAUGUUUUUGUUAUAAAGAGACAAGGUGAAGAUCAAAGAUAUAAACCGUUUAAGAAAAUGCAUAACAGAAAAUUACUUUGGCACGGAUCUAGAACAACCAAUUUUGCUGGAAUAUUAUCUCAGGGACUUAGAAUAGCGCCUCCAGAAGCACCUGUUACUGGUUAUAUGUUUGGUAAAGGUAUUUACUUUGCCGAUAUGGUUUCAAAAUCAGCAAAUUAUUGUUGCACGAAUAGUGCAAAUCCAACGGGAUUGUUACUGUUAUGUGAAGUUGCUUUAGGUAAUAUGUAUGAAAGAUAUGAAGCUGACUAUAUUGAAAAAUUACCAAAAGAUAAACAUUCAACGAUGGGAAGAGGACAAACUCAACCAGAUCCAAAUAUUGUUCAUAAAAUAGAUGGUACUGUUGAAGUUCCAUAUGGUCCUUCCGUACCAAGUAAACUGAAGAAGAAAUCAGCAUUAUUGUACAAUGAAUACAUCGUAUAUGAUACAGCUCAAGUGAAAGUUCGUUAUUUAGUUAAGAUGAAUUUCAAGUACAAAGUUUGA
This is a messenger RNA of Vespula vulgaris, 3304 nucleotides long. It is a transcript of the gene Parp1, whose product is annotated as poly [ADP-ribose] polymerase. Lineage: Eukaryota; Metazoa; Arthropoda; Insecta; Hymenoptera; Vespidae. The transcript is spliced from 5 exons. Gene Ontology annotation, cellular component: nucleus. Gene Ontology annotation, molecular function: zinc ion binding; NAD binding; NAD+ poly-ADP-ribosyltransferase activity. Bases 350 to 3304 code for a protein of 984 amino acids. The record is from RefSeq and is a predicted model, not a curated record.